Molecule: messenger RNA, 1252 nt
Organism: Oppia nitens
Lineage: Eukaryota; Metazoa; Arthropoda; Arachnida; Sarcoptiformes; Oppiidae
Product: ubiquitin-conjugating enzyme E2 S-like
Exons: 5
Coding region: 481-1197 (238 amino acids)
Source: RefSeq, a predicted model, not a curated record
GUUUGGAUGAAUGUGUGUGUAUUGACUCAAAUGUUGAGUACAUUUAAAAAUUUGAAUGAAAGGCCAUAUCAGACACUGACAGCCAAUGAGAGCCAAUGUUGCCAUUAAUGCAACAAAAGAGUCAAUCGUUUGCCAAAUAAAAAAAUCGUUGGAAUCGGCGGUCAAUUGAGUGAUUGGAGUCAAGUCUCCAAUCAUUGCAUUGAGAUUCCAGUCAUUGAGUUAUUCAUUCAUUCAUUCAUUCAUUCAUUGACUCUAAAUGUUAAUCAAUUGAUAGAAACGUUGAACUCAUUGACCAUUGAUUUUAGUGGACAUUGCCGUCGGUGUAAACAAGGAUUAGUCGUAUUGUAAAAGAUUUAAACGACUAAUUAAUAAGACUUUAGUCUAACCAUUAAUUUUCAGUCAAAAUUAAUAACAAUUGAUUACAAUUGUAAUCGUCGUUAUCUUUUUUAUUGCACCGAUUGUCUCAUCACAACUCAAGCGAUGUCAUCGCAAACAUCAUCUAAUGUUGAAAACCUAUCACCACAAGUGAUCCGUCAGGUGUCCAAAGAGUUGACUCAUUUAACACAAAAGCCGUUGGAAGGGAUUCGUGUGAUACUAAAUGAAGAAGACAUUUCCGAUAUUCAGGCCAUUAUUGACGGACCCGCCUGUACGCCAUACUUUGGCGGCUCAUUUCGUUUGAAAAUGGUUUUACCGAAAGACUUCCCGAUGUCACCGCCAAAAGGUUUUUUUCUGACAAAAAUAUUUCAUCCAAAUGUGUCGAGAAAUGGAGAGAUAUGUGUGAAUACACUUAAAAAAGAUUGGAAAUCAGAUUUAGGAAUUAAACACAUUCUUCUGACCAUUAAGUGUCUUCUAAUUGUUCCGAAUCCCGAAUCUGCACUCAAUUCAGAGGCCGGCAAAAUGCUAUUAGAGCAUUACGACGAUUACUGUAUGAGAGCUAAGAUGAUGACCGAAAUACAUGCCUCAAAGCAGCCAAAAACCGCUGAUUAUGACAGCGAUCACCCGAAUCCGUGUUGUAGUAAAUCAGAUUCCGUUCGACGAUUGGGCGAAAAUGGUGCCGAAGAGAGUUCGGCCGAACCUAUACUCAAACGACACGCCAAUGAUAAAAGUGUGACCAAACCUAUUGGGUCGUCGACAACAUUAACACAGAAACAAAAAACUAAUUUAAAAGAUAAGAAACGGACACUAAAGAGAUUGUAAAAUAAGUUUCUUUUAAUUAAUUAUUUAAUAACUAAAUUUUAGUAAUAAUUAUAUG